AUGAAGCCAGGCUGUGCGGCAUGAUCUCCAGGGAAUGAAUGGAUUUUCUUCAGCACCGAUGAAAGAAACAUACGCUAUAGGAAAACAAUGUCCAGCGGGGGACUGCAAAGAUCUGUCAUCCUGUCAGCAUUUAUUCUCCUUCGAGCUGUUACUGGAUUCUCUGGAGACGGAAGAGCUAUAUGGUCUAAAAAUCCUAAUUUUAGUCCGGUAAAUGAAAGCCAGCUGUUUCUCUAUGACACUUUUCCUACAAACUUUUUCUGGGGCGUUGGGACUGGAGCAUUUCAAGUGGAAGGGAAUUGGAAGACAGACGGAAAAGGACCCUCUAUAUGGGAUCAUUUCAUCCAUACACACCUUAAAAAUGUCAACGGCACAAAUAGUUCCAGUGACAGUUACAUUUUUCUGGAAAAAGACUUAUCAGCCCUGGAUUUUUUAGGCGUUUCUUUUUAUCAAUUUUCAAUUUCCUGGCCAAGGCUUUUCCCCGAUGGAACAGUAUCAGCUGCUAACGCAAAAGGUCUCCAGUACUAUAAUACUCUUCUCAACGCUCUGGUACUUAGAAACGUUGAACCUAUAGUUACUUUAUACCAUUGGGAUUUGCCUUUGGCGCUGCAAGAAAAAUAUGGGGGGUGGAAAAACGAAACCAUAAUAGGUAUCUUCAAUGACUAUGCCACAUACUGCUUCCAGACGUUUGGGGACCGAGUCAAAUAUUGGAUUACAAUUCACAACCCAUAUCUAGUCGCUUGGCAUGGGUAUGGGACAGGUAUCCAUGCACCUGGAGAGAAGGGAAAUUUAGCAGCUGUCUACACCGUGGGACACAACCUGAUCAAGGCUCAUUCGAAAGUUUGGCAUAACUACAAUAGAAAUUUCCGCCCACAUCAGAAGGGUCGGUUAUCAAUCACGUUGGGAUCCCAUUGGAUUGAACCAAACAGAUCAGAAAACACAAUGGAUAUACUCAAGUGCCAACAAUCCGUGGUUUCUGUGCUCGGCUGGUUUGCCAACCCUAUCCACGGGGAUGGUAACUAUCCAGAGGUGAUGAAAAAGAAGUUGUUCUCCAUUCUACCCCUUUUCUCUGAAGCGGAGAAGAAUGAGGUGAGGGGCACAGCUGACUUCUUUGCCUUUUCCUUUGGACCCAACAAUUUCAAGCCCUACAACACCAUGGCUAAAAUGGGACAAAAUGUGUCCCUCAAUUUAAGAGACGUGCUGAACUGGAUUAAACUGGAAUAUGGCAAUCCCCAAAUCCUGAUCACUGAGAAUGGCUGGUUCACAGACAGUCAUGUGAAAACAGAGGAUACCACAGCCAUCUACAUGAUGAAGAACUUCCUCAACCAGGUUCUCCAAGCAAUCAAGUUUGAUGAAAUACGAGUGUUUGGUUACACUGCCUGGUCCCUCCUGGAUGGCUUUGAAUGGCAGGAUGCUUACACCACUCGCCGAGGAUUAUUUUAUGUGGAUUUUAAUAGUAAACAAAAAGAAAGAAAGCCCAAGUCUUCAGCACGUUACUAUAAACAGAUCAUACAAGAAAAUGGUUUCACUUUGAAAGAGUCCACACCAGAUAUGCAGGGUCAGUUUCCCUGUGAUUUCUCCUGGGGCGUCACUGAAUCUGUCCUUAAGCCAGAGUCAGUGGCUUCCUCCCCACAGUUCAGCGAUCCUCACCUGUAUGUGUGGAAUGUGACGGGCAACAGACUGUUGCAUCGAGUGGAAGGAGUGAGGCUGAAAACACGCCCAGCUCAAUGCACGGAUUUUGUCAGUGUCAAAAGACAGCUUGAGAUGUUGGCAAGAAUGAAAGUCACCCACUACAGGUUUGCUCUGGACUGGCCCUCAAUCCUUCCCACUGGCAACCUGUCCACGGUUAACCGACAGGCUCUGAGGUACUACAGGUGUGUGGUCAGUGAGGGACUGAAGCUCAACAUCUCCUCAAUGGUCACGUUGUACUAUCCAACCCACGCCCACUUAGGCCUCCCCGCGCCUCUGCUGCACAGCGGAGGGUGGCUGAACCGGUCAACGACCAAGGCCUUCCAGGACUAUGCCAACCUGUGCUUCCAGGAGCUGGGGGACCUCGUGAAGCUCUGGAUCACCAUCAACGAGCCUAACCGGCUGAGUGACAUCUACGACCGCUCUAGUAACGACACCUACUGGGCAGCCCACCACCUGAUGAUCGCCCACGCCCUGGCCUGGCACCUCUACGACCAGCAGUACAGGCCUGCGCAGCGCGGGGUUGUGUCGCUGUCUCUGCACUCGGACUGGGCCGAACCCGCCAAUCCCUAUGCGGACUCGCACUGGAAGGCGGCCGAGCGCUUCCUCCAGUUCGAAAUCGCCUGGUUCGCAGAACCCCUCUUCAAGACCGGGGACUACCCGUUGGCCAUGAGGGAGUACAUCACCUCCAAGAAUAGGCAAGGGCUCACGCGCUCCGCACUGCCUCAGUUCACCGAGGAGGAAAGGAGGCUGGUCAAGGGCACUGCAGACUUCUAUGCCCUGAACCACUUCACCACCAGGUUCGUGAUGCACGAGCGGCAGAACGGCAGCAACUACGACGCGGACAGGGACAUCCGGUUUCUGCACGACAUCACCUGCCUGAGCUCCCCCACCCGCCUGGCCGUGAUACCCUGGGGAGAGCGCAAGGUGCUGAAGUGGAUCCGGGGGAACUAUGGAGACGUGGAUGUUUACAUCACGGCCAGUGGCAUCGACGACCAGUCUCUGGAAAAUGAUGAACUCCGAAAAUACUACUUAGAGAAAUACAUUCAGGAGGCUUUGAAAGCAUACGUAAUUGAUAAAAUCAAAAUCAAAGGCUAUUAUGUAUUCAAACUGACUGAAGAAAAAUCUAGACCCAGAUUUGGAUUCUUCACAUCUGAUUUCAAAGCUAAAUCCUCAAUCCAGUUUUACAACGAACUGAUGAGCAACAAUGGCUUCCUUUCUGAGAACAGUAGUCCUAGAUGCAGUCAGACUGAAAAAAACACAGAGUGUAUUGUCUGCUUACUUCUUGUGCAGAAGAAACCGCUGAUAUUCUUUGGAUGUUGUUUCUUCUCCACCCUGGUUCUACUUUUAUCAAUUACCAUUUUUCAUAAGAGAAAGAGAAGAAAAUUUUGGAAAGCAAAGAACUUACAACACAUAACAUUAAAGAAAGGCCAUGAGAGUUCUUAGCUAAGCUGAUCCUACAGUAUUUCUGUCUGCAUGAUGGAAAAGUUUUUAAAAUUCACUCCAGUUCCAUAUACUGGUAACUUACAGAAAAUACACCUAUAUUUUAGAAAAACGACAGUUUUGAGAUAUUAGUGAUAGCCAAGGUAAUGACAAUAGAUGUCUCCGUUGUGUGGUUCAAAUUUUCCCAUAUGUGUUAACAUCAGUGAAUUCAGUUCUUGGAUCUAAGGUAAAAGCUUCUCUAGACGGUAAGGUAUGAUUAUCUGAUACUUUGUUUCAUGGAGUUUGAUGAGCUGUAUCCUAUCAUUAUUCUAGAUUUUUCCUACGAAUACCAAUAGCUACUUAUGAUAAAAGAAACUGUUUUGAAAAAAGUGCAACUUUGUUAAGACUCCAUAGCAGAGAUUUAACACGGGAUAGUCAGUGAUAAAUUCUGUCACUUCUAACAAGGUGCUUUCCCCUUUGGUCAGGGUGUUUCUCAAAUGGAAAGAAAAAAUAGGGUAAGUAGUGCUUGUCUAUAGCUAGUUACAGUAUAGACUGUAGCACAUCAAUCCCUUAGUUUUUCUCAAUAAAAAUUAAAAUUAUUAAGCACUCACAAAACAUCUAAUUUUGUGAGGUCUUUUCCCACAUGAUUUUUUAAAAAUAACAUUUAAUUUCCAAAACUCAUCUCAUGUUAAAGAUCAGAUGACUAAGAUUAAAGAGAGCUAGACCCAACUGCCUGUGAUGACAGGGAAGUCACUCGACCUCACCGUACACGUACAGCAACUUCUUUAGACAAGUUGACCUUAUUCCUCACUUGAAUUUUCUGAGGUGACAAGAUGUAGCACACUUAGGAAAAUUAAAACAUUCUAAAAAGACGAAAAGUUUUUAAUUAUCAAGUUACCAAAGGACCAUUUAUCCCAUAAGACUUGCUCUCUCCCCUGAAGUGCUUCACUGUUCUGACACAUGCACACAGAGAUCUCUCAAGGUGUAGACUGCAGCCAUACCUGGACCUCUCAACUGUGUCUCUCUGGACACAAUUCAGAACGUUGGUGGUCUGCAUGAGUUGAAACUAUUCUUACAUUGCAACUUUUGAAACUAGGAUUAAGUAAAUUCUUAAACCUGAAUUUGCAGUUUGACUUUCUUGAACUCUAUGCUUAAUAUUCAUUCACUGUAUUCUCAAUGUUGGAAGAAAACCUGAAUCUAAACCCAUUUAUACACAUUCUUUCUUUAGGUGAGUCAGUAUUUAAAUAACUAACCAUUGUCUACUCUCCUGGAAUUUUGACUUUAAGAGUCAAAGGAGGGACCUCCCUGGUGGUGCAGGGGUGAAGAAUCCACCUGCCAAUGCAGGGGACACAGGCUCAAGCCCUGGUCCGGGAAGAUCCCACAUGCUGCAGAGCAACUAAGCCCGUAUGCCACAACUACUGACCCUGCCUUCUAAAGCCCGCACGCCUAGAGCCCGUGUUCUGCAACAAGAGAAGCCACUGCAAUAAGCCCGAGCACCACAACGAAGAGUAGCCCCCACUCACCGCAACUAGACAAAGCCCGCGCGCAACUAAGACCCAACGCAGCCAAAGAAUUAAUUUUUAAAAAAUGAGCAAACACUCAUUAAAAAAAAAAGACCAAGGGCUUCCCUGGUGGCGCAGUGGUUGAGAGCCCGCCUGCCGAUACAGGGGAUACGGGUUCGUGCCCCGGUCCGGGAAGAUCCCACAUGCCGCGGAGCGGCUGGGCCCGUGAGCCAUGGCCGCUGAGCCUGCGCGUCCGGAGCCUGUGCUCCGCAACAGGAGAGGCCACAACAGUGAGAGGCCCACGUACUGCAAAAAAAAAAAAAAAAAAGACCAAAAUAAGUAAAUAUAAAUAAAUAAAAAAGUCAAAGGAAAGCUCUUAUUUCCUACAUAACUGAGAUACUAAUUGAUAAUAGAAUUAAUUUUCAAAGAUACAGAUAACACAACUGGUCAAUUCAAACAAAUGCAAGUGAUGAGACAUCAAUUUGCUAUCUGGCUGGCCAAAUUCAAAUAGUAAAAUUUGGCAGAUGUGUUCUUCUAUUCUCCUUGUUCCAACUGCACCCCUCCUUCAAACUUAGAUUUUAGGUUAUGCUUUCCAAGGAAAUUUUUGUAUUUUUUUUUUUGAGAACCACUUAGUUAUUGGGCUUGAGGCUAUACACAAUUACAAUAACUAGUCAAUUAUUUUAAUUUUACGGAUUAUCAGUUGAGCAACUCAUCAACUCUUUAACCUCUAAUGUCCAAGGUUUUGAAAAGAAAUGCAUAUUCAGUCACAGGAAUAACAAAGCUUUAGAAUUAAGAUUUUGCUUUUAUGGUCUCUACUUUUUUGACUAAAGUAUCUUGUAUUCAUUGUUUGUUAACUCCACUAAACAGCAUUAUUUAAUGUCUUUAAAUUUAGUGCUUAAGACUUAUGACCCCUUUUUAAAAUUUGUUGCCUUGCCAUAAAUUCUUGCAAAUAGUAAAGUCCCUAACCCAAUGCUUACCUUCUUCCCUUUUUUUUGCCACUUGGGAACUACUUUUUUUCUUUUUAAACUUAUUUUUUGGCCACACCAUAUGGGAAUCUUAGUUCCCCAACCAGGGAUCGAACCCACAGCCCCCUGAAGUAGAAGUGCAGUCUUAGCCACUGGUUUAAGCCAUCAUCGUAGGAGAGUCCCUAGGUAAACAUUUAAAUCUGGCUCAUGAUCAAUUAUAUUUACUAUUCAGGUUUUUCUUACUCAUUUUAAAAUCAUAAAGUGCCAAUUAGGAACUGUUGAUAGCUUUUGACAAGAUCUUUAAAUUCAAGCUUUUCUGAGACUUGGAAGAAAAUCAUCCUAAAAUGUAGCUUGUGUUACUUUGUAUAUUGUUACAUUACUGUUGUAUUCAAUGUAACAAACUGUUCACUAAGUCUGAUAUAUAUGGAAAUAUCACAACUAUGGUGUUUAAAGAGCCUCUGGAAAAUGAGGUCAGUACAUUGUGACUAGGUGUUUAAUUCUCGAGGUAAUUUAUUCCAAAUAAACCGGUUUAUGCUGAUUAUUUAUAUUCAACUAACAAUCUGGUCAGUUUUAAGAACUGUGGAACGUGAACGGGUUUGGUGUUGUAACCGGGUUCUGCCCCAACACUGCCUCCCCCAUCCUCCCAAACUGUGUGCCAACUGGGUAACUUACUCCUGAGUAUGUUUUCUGAUUAUACAACGUGGACUCCUACACCUCAAAAUUGAAAAAACACACACGUGCUUACCCAUAGUAAACAGAGAAAACGUGGACGUCUUCCCUGGGGAGAACUAGACUUUCAUUUACCACAUCCAAGUUACUGAGUGGAAAUAACUCCUUAGCUACAACCAGACUGCAAUAGUUAUGCUGUGAAGGUCUCACACCACCCACUUCACUCUUGGAGAGCAUCACACUUACUCCCACAGCUGCUACUACCGCCUAUAUGCUGACACUCUUCAACAGUUACACCUCUCUAUCCCUCUGCAAUAUUGCCACUUGGAAAUUACUUCCUCAGCCCUCAAAUUCUGUCAACACCUUCCAAAACAUCUUUCUAGUCCCAUUACUAUUACUGAUUCUGCAUAACUUGAAUCUCCCUGGCAAUCUGGGAACCAUUCACUCAGCAAACAGCUAAAUGCCAGACAUUUUUCCAGGUUCUUUACUUGGAAUAUCCCAGUGUAGAAAAGACCACAUCCUCAUGAAGGUCAGACUCUAGCAGGAAAAAGAAAUACAAUCAAUACACAACAAAGUAAACUAUUAAUAUUACAUUAUAAAUACCAUGGACAAAAACAAGUGAAGCAGGGUAAGGGUAUGCUAGGAUGGGCAUGAGGAAAGAGCCCAAUUAAUAGGAUGGUCAACGUAGGCGUCACUGAAAACACUGGACUAUAGACUUGAAGAUAACCUGUCACUCCAAAGGGAAAGACAACUUGAAGGCUUUUAGGCAGUGGUAUUGAGCAGGAAGGUCAACUCAGUCAGUGUAGUCAGAAAGGUUACGAGGGAGUUUGAAAAAUGCAUUCUGGCUACUGCUGAGAACACAUGGGAGAGGGAGGAGCAAGAGUGGAUCAGUUUAAAGGGUUUUGGCUUCAUCUUCUAAUUGUGAAAAAUUUCAAAACUUUAUGCAAAUAGGAAUAGUAUAAUGAAUCCCCAUCAUUCAGCUUCAACAAAUAUCAAAGUAUUGAAACCCUAGACCUAGAACCCCAUCCAAUGCCUACCCCAAACCUCAUCUAAAAUAUUUCAGGGGCUUCCCUGGUGGCACAGUGGUUGAGAGUCCGCCUGCCGAUGCAGGGGACAUGGGCUCGUGCCCCGGUCCACGAAGAUCCCACAUGCUGCAGAGCAGCUGGGCCCGUGAGCCAUGGCUGCUGAGCCUGCGCGUCCGGAGCCUGUACUCUGCAACGGGAGAGGCCACAACAGUGAGAGGCCCGCGUACCGCAAAAAAAAAAAAAAUUAAAUAAAUAAAAUAAAAUAUUUCAAAGCAAAACUUGCAUUUACAAUUUCACCCAUUUCUUACUUAACCAUUGUUAUCAAACCAAAGAUUAUUAACUCAAUAUAAAAAUUUCAUUUAUCUAAAUGAAAAUCUUUUAAGAUCCUUAUGUUCCAAAUGGGUUUUAUUUUUUCUUGCUUAGUCCCUGAACAUACCUUACUUUGAAGGCACAGCCCACAGAUUUUCCUAACAGACUAGACACACAGGAUGUUAGAGAAAUCAAACAUGAAUGUUAAGUUUUGCCUGAGAAAUCAUAAAGUUGGAGUUUCUAUCAAGGAAGAGAUUUAGAGGCAAUCCUAUUGAGUUAAGAUAGUCUAGUAUGGUAGUGUAUCUAAAGCAUGACACAUGGAAUGAAGAGACUAUGGAAGGGUUAUAAGUUUUUUUUAGGUAUCAAGGACUAGGACAUAGGAGUAAAUGGCUGAAAUUACGCUAAAACAGAGAACCUUGGGCCACCGCAACCAUGUUUAUCAUAAUAUAAAUUAACUCCAUCUUCUAAUUCUUACUAAGACUGUAUCACUUCUCAGCUGCUUUUUCACACAAAGUUACUGUGACUCAGGCACUUACCCUCACAAAUAUUCAAAUUCGUGCCUCUGCGAAAUUACACAUACCUUCAGGACAUCUCCCAAAGUUCUUCAUCCAAUAAUGAACAACCACAGUGUCGCCUGUCACUGGUACCCAUAUUCCUCUUGCCUGAAAUCCUCUUGCUAUUCCUUCAAACCACUUCUCCCAUUA
Molecule: messenger RNA, 8282 nt
Organism: Physeter macrocephalus (sperm whale)
Lineage: Eukaryota; Metazoa; Chordata; Mammalia; Artiodactyla; Physeteridae
Gene: KLB
Product: klotho beta
Exons: 5
Biological process (GO): carbohydrate metabolic process
Molecular function (GO): hydrolase activity, hydrolyzing O-glycosyl compounds
Source: RefSeq, a predicted model, not a curated record